AAUUCCCAUCCCAGUCCCUCCCUCCCGCUCUCCCUGACGUCAGCUGGAAGGCGUGUGUGAGUGAGUGAGGGGCCGAGGUGCCGCCGCACACACGACACACACUCACACGCGGCGCGUCCUCCAGCCCCGGCCCGGCCCGCAGCUCGCGCCGGAGGGGCAGGGCGCUGACACCGCAGGAGGCAGUGCCUGGACCCGGAGAGACGGAGCCUGUGGCCAGAGAGGCCGCUGAGCAGGGCCAGGCCGGGCCCUGCCUGCAAGGACGCCCGAGCCCUUCGCCGGCCCCUGCUCCCCAGAGCCCACCAGGCUCCCCUGCUGGCCCCACCAUGACGUCGGAGUCCACGUCACCUCCGGUCGUGCCCCCGCUCCACUCCCCCAAGUCCCCUGUCUGGCCCACCUUCCCCUUCCACCGGGAGGGCAGCAGAGUCUGGGAACGGGGCGGAGUCCCAUCUCGGGACCUGCCCAGUCCUCUGCCCACCAAACGGACCAGGACGUAUUCGGCGACAGCGCGAGCCUCGGCCGGCCCGGUGUUCAAGGGCGUCUGUAAGCAGUUCUCACGCUCACAGGGCCAUGGCUUCAUCACCCCCGAGAACGGGUCGGAGGACAUCUUCGUGCACGUAUCUGACAUCGAGGGGGAGUACGUGCCAGUGGAGGGCGACGAGGUGACCUACAAGAUGUGCCCCAUCCCGCCCAAGAACCAGAAGUUCCAGGCCGUGGAGGUGGUGCUCACCCAGCUGGCCCCCCACACUCCUCAUGAGACGUGGUCCGGCCAGGUCGUGGGCUCCUAGGCUGGGUGGGUGGGCAGCAGCUGGCCCGUGACCCCACUGUGCUGGCUAGCUAGUCCCUGGGGCACGUCCCCGUGUGUCUGUGCUUGUGGCUGUGAGCGUGUGCUCUGCCCACCUGUGGCCCGUGACUGCGGUGUGAGCAGGAUGGAGGGGGAGGCGGCCAGGCCUGGCUUCUCUGUGGUCUGCCGCCUCCCUCCCCUCCCUGCCCCAGACACACGAGGCCCACAUGGCCUCCUGGCCACCUCCCCGAGUCAGGCUCCAGGGGAACAGUGGGACCCCUCUCUACACAUGCCCGCUCCUCUUGCCCCCACUUUGUGUCCUCCUCUGCCAGGCCAUGGCCCGGGGACAGACUUUGCUGUGCCACUCACACCUCCCACCCUGGGCUGGGGUCUCCCACAGUGGCCUGGACCCUUCCCCUCUGAGGCCAAGCUGGUGAGUGCUUGCCGGGAGCUCCGCACUGCGGGGCCUGGGGCCUGCCUUCCUGCUCUGUGGCACUGG
This is a messenger RNA of Microcebus murinus (gray mouse lemur), 1280 nucleotides long. It is a transcript of the gene CSDC2, whose product is annotated as cold shock domain containing C2. Gene Ontology annotation, molecular function: mRNA 3'-UTR binding. Gene Ontology annotation, biological process: regulation of mRNA stability. The record is from RefSeq and is a predicted model, not a curated record. Lineage: Eukaryota; Metazoa; Chordata; Mammalia; Primates; Cheirogaleidae. Gene Ontology annotation, cellular component: cytoplasm.